GUAAAUUUCUCUCCUCUGCCCUCUCGCUCUCUCUCACACACACUCUCCCUCUCUCUUCCUCCACCCUCUUGCGUGAAGUCCUAGAACCUGAAGCAAGCCGAUCGUCCACCGCGAGAUUGCCCGCCGUAUGAGAAUGCGCCAUACCCGUUGCCGGCUCCCCUCGAACUUGUAAUCCCGUCCGCCGUCUAAAUCUACUCGCCAAAGCCCCCACCGCCACUGUCCCGCCAGGACGGCGGCUGUUCGUUGAUAAGCUCUCGACCGACGACUUGUCCGACAGCUUGUGGCUCCGAACCACACACCCACGGCCAACAACCCCAGAACCUCACGAUAUCCGUCGUCUAUAGAGCGGGGGAACACAGUUCACAUUCAACAUCCAGUCGGCUCAUUUAGCUUCAUUCGCCCCCCACAAACGGAAAAGACAAUGGCUCGCAGCGGCCUCCCCGGUCUCGCCGCCCUCCUCCUCCUCUUCACCCUCCUCGCGCCCCUCGCCGCCGCCCAGCUCCAGAUCUACACGGGCUCCGACAAGUAUCUGUAUCAGGGAUGCUUCAAUGAGACCAACGACAUCGCCAACACGGCCCACGAGCGCGCCCUGUCUGGCGGCGCCUCCCGCGUCCUCCAGGGCAACAUGACGGUACCGUUGUGCCUCAGCUUCUGCAGCAGCGGCGCCGACAAGGAAUACACCUAUGCUGGCCUCGAGUACUCACGCGAAUGCUGGUGUGCCCAGAGGAUCUCGGGCCUCUCGGUCAAGUUCGACGACAGCGAGUGCAACCUGCCCUGCGACGGCAACCAGGGCAUGGUCUGUGGCGGCGCGCUGAAGCUGAGCGUGUACAAGCUCAAUGCCGGCGGCGUUCGGCUGGCGACCGCCUCGACGUCCUGGGCCGCCUUGUCCGUGGCGGCGUUGGCGACGUAUGUGAUGUUGCUGUGACGAUGGUAAUCCCCCGGUAAAGGAGAGAAGUGUUGAGGAGAGCAUGCCAGAUAGUGCGCGCGACGUUUGAGAAGUCACACGCAACAUUUUGUUUUCUUUGCUUUUGGAGGAUACCCCCCUGGUUACCGGCUUAUAGAAUUUCCCAAGUUGGAUCAAUGUCUCAUCUUUCCCACGCCACAUUGAGGCCAAGAAGAAAGUCGAGGUUGUACACAAAAUGUGCUCCCCCCCCCCGUCAUCUUCUCCUUUUCCGCUCCCGCGUGCGCUAUGAGCGGUCCAGCAUUAAAUGAUAUCAUGUCAUGGCUCGUGAUUUCUAUUUGCAAC
Colletotrichum destructivum is the source of this 1246-nucleotide messenger RNA. RefSeq names its product Putative carbohydrate-binding WSC. Bases 422 to 925 code for a protein of 167 amino acids. The transcript has 2 exons. NCBI's taxonomy places the organism in Eukaryota, Fungi, Ascomycota, Sordariomycetes, Glomerellales, Glomerellaceae. The record is from RefSeq and is a predicted model, not a curated record.